This is a messenger RNA of Anguilla anguilla (European eel), 3065 nucleotides long. Its product is annotated as transcription factor TFIIIB component B'' homolog. Gene Ontology annotation, biological process: RNA polymerase III preinitiation complex assembly. Gene Ontology annotation, cellular component: transcription factor TFIIIB complex. NCBI's taxonomy places the organism in Eukaryota, Metazoa, Chordata, Actinopteri, Anguilliformes, Anguillidae. The transcript has 21 exons. Gene Ontology annotation, molecular function: TFIIIC-class transcription factor complex binding. The coding region runs from base 108 to 3065 and encodes 985 amino acids. The record is from RefSeq and is a predicted model, not a curated record.
UCAACGCAUCGCCACAGGAGCGGCCCUCAACGCAGCAUUAUCCCCUGAAAUUGGUGGGUCCCCUCGAGGAUCGUAGGAGGAUCGCGAAAGCUCGGAAGCUGAAGGAAAUGAUGCGAUUAGAGAACAGGAAGGAGAAGAGUCAGAGGAAAAGCAAACCUCAUGAGGAUGAUUUCAGCUCGCCUUUAGACCACAGCAAGAUGACUAUGAGGGACCUCAUCUAUUACCUGCCGGACACCAACCCUAUGAAGUCAGCUGUAAUGGAAGAGCAGAAGCAAGAUGAGCAGUUCACUCCACCAUUUCCCAGCCAAGAGUUGCCACCGACUAAACCGGAAGUGGAAGAGGAGGAAGAUGAGGAAGAUGAUGAUGGCGCCAUGAAGGAUGAGGAUCUGUUGGUGCCCAAGGUGAAAGUGGCAGAAGAUGGCUCCCUGGUUAUUGAUGAAGAAAGCUUAACAGUCCGGGUAACGAGGGCCCAAGGCCCCAGCAUUGUGGAGGGGAACGACCCCGUCUUCGAGCGUGGCUCCACCACCACCUACACCAGCUUCAGAAACCUGAAGUACAGCAAGCCCUGGUCCGACAAAGAGACCGACAUGUUCUACCUGGCUCUCAGCAUGGUCGGAUCGGACUUCUCUAUGAUGUGCCAUCUUUUCCCCCAUCGCGACCGGAAGGAGGUCAAGAACAAAUUCAAAAGAGAGGAGAAGACCAGCUCGUGGAGAAUUGACAAAGCCUUCAGAGAGAAGCGACCCUUCGACAUGGAGUUCUUCAGCUCGCUGCUGGAACUGGUCUUGGCCGCAGACAAGAGGAAGAGAGACAAAUCCAAACCCAAAGGCUCGUCUGGGGAAAAACCGAAACGCAAGCGAAAAUGCAAGAAGGCUUCAGUGAAGGGAGCCAGUGAGGGCCAGGCCGCUAAAGAUGGCGAGUUGGACUGUGAUGUUGCCGAGGGCAACUUGGAGACGGCUGAGAAGGAGAAUGAGGACUGCUCCAACGUUGCCAAGGCCGAAGACUCCAAGAAGGUCACUAGAAAGACGCGAAAGCGCGUGAAGAAGAGCGAGGGAGAGGAGCAAGAAGAGGAGAAGCCCGACUCAACCGAAAACCAGGAAGAAGAAGUGAAACCAAAACGACGGAAAAAAAUGGCUAAUGGCAAGAAGGCUUCAGUGAAGGGUGCCAGUGAGGGUCAGGCCACUGGAGAUGGCGAGCUGGACGCCGAUGUUGCUGAGGGCGACUUGGAGACGGCUGAGAAGGAGAACGAGGACUGCUCCAAAGACUCCGCCAAAGGCACUAGAAAGAAGCGCAAGCGCGUGAAGAAGAGCGAGGAAGAGGAGCAGGCGGAGGAGGACCCCGACUCAGCCGAAGAGCAAGAUGUCAAAGUGAAGAAAAAACGGCAGAAAAAAAUGGCAAAUGGCAAGAAGGCCUCAUUAAAGGGAACCGAUGAGGACCAGCUGUCUCCUGAUGUGGAGGUGGGCGAUGGCGUUGCCGAGGGAGACUUGGAGGCGAGUGAAGAGAAGGAUGAGGACGGCUCCAAUGUUACCGACGCUACGAACACUGCCACGGCCACGAGAAAGAAGUGCAAACAUGCAAAGAAGGGUGAGGAAGAGGAGGACCAGGAGGAAGAGGAGCCUGACUCAACCAAAGAGAAAGCAGAUGGAAGAAAGAAAAAACAGAGUGAAAAGAAUCCAGAUGACGGAGCCAUUUUGGUCAACGUCACAGAGAAUGAAGUUGCCGGUGUCCAAUCAGAUGCUGAAGAGGCCGUGGGGUCCGAGACGAUGGGCAGCACAGUGGAGGGACAGCUGGAUGAACCGGUCCGGGUCCCCAGUGCAGAGGCUGAGCCCAGCUGGGUGCGAGGGAGAUCGACAGAGAACAUUCCAGACUCUGAGGAGAAGACAUUAGACAGUAGCAGGAGAGAAGAGGAGGAAUGCCGGGCGGAUGAUGUCUCUCUAUUCGAGAUUUCUGAUUGCAGUGCUCUUUUGGAGAGUGUAUUUGCGAUUGACGGGAGCACUCUCCCGCUCACUGAUGAGGAGAGUCCAGUGGGAGACCAGCAGGGGGAGCCAGGUGUCUCACCCGCAGAUGGACAGAAUCUGAUAAACAAUUCCAGGGUUGAAGGCCAGGAGUCUCCGCCUUCCUCUCUUCCACCCCCUGAGGCCACCUCCCCCAAAGGGCGUGGCCAGCUGCCGGAAACGGAGCUGUGGCCAAGGGCGGGGACACAUCAGGAGAGCCAUCCCUCGAGCAAACUGAACAUGGGGGAACGCAGUGAGGAAGAGGACCACGAUGAAGGAGGGUGGGAAGAUACGGAGGUGGAGGAGGAGGAGGAGAAGGAGGUACAGGACCAGGUCCAGGUGGAAGAACAGGGUUCUCCCUGUCAUACGGAGAUACUGAGCCAGGAGCAGGUGUUGGUGCCCCUAGGUUUACAUUCACUGGAACUGCUGUCCAAUGAGCUGCAGAUCCCCGCGGGCGUGUCCGAUGCCCCAGGCCCUGGCGCGUCUGCAGAUGCCCAACGCUCCGUGCCCGGGUGCGAGCGGGCAGAGGACGAGUGCGUGGAGCUCUCUGAGCAUCACCUGAACCUGCUGGUUGACGUGAUAGAGUCUUUAUCCCCGCAUCUUGUCGGAGGAAUGCAGGCCGAGGACGAUGACGAGGUGGCCAGGACUCUUCUGACCCUCAGUAACCCUGACCUGCAGUUCCCAAAAACCGCGAACGCCCUGGAUCCCCCUCAUUCGGCCCCAGUGGAAGAGCAGGAACCCGAGUCUGAGCAAGCUGGCCAAUCGCAGUGCAGCGGCCAAGCCCCGCAGUCUGUGACCUCUGACCUCCCCGUCACGUCGGCUCCUGUCGAUGAAGCGGAAACGUGUCCUGUUAAAGAGCCCGUCACAUCUGAGGAGGGAGAGCGCAUUGCUACCACCAGGAAUGUGAUGCCUAACAGUGAGCCCUUGUGUUCGGACUCCUUGUUCCAGAGGAGCGCCCCCCUGGGGAGGCGGAGCCGGUUCCCCAAACCCCAACCCAACCUGGGCCUGGCGACCCGAGCCCCCCGUACCCCUCUGAGGGGGUCCACCACAGCCCCCUGUCCAGCAGCGUUGUGA